Acanthaster planci (crown-of-thorns starfish) is the source of this 3602-nucleotide messenger RNA. Its product is annotated as putative ubiquitin carboxyl-terminal hydrolase MINDY-4. Gene Ontology annotation, biological process: protein K48-linked deubiquitination. Gene Ontology annotation, molecular function: cysteine-type deubiquitinase activity; K48-linked deubiquitinase activity. Lineage: Eukaryota; Metazoa; Echinodermata; Asteroidea; Valvatida; Acanthasteridae. The record is from RefSeq and is a predicted model, not a curated record.
UCUCACCUUCCAAGAUGGCGCCGCUCGUUGGUAAACAAAAUCUGUUUCUACGUGACUAACGAAGUAACGGUAUCGCGUAGGCCUACUGAAACCGUCAAAAUAAUUAUGCUUGACAAGGAUCACGUUGAGAAUGUUGCAGCUUCCCUCGUUAGGGAGUACCUAAGUAGAAAGGGACUAAAAUUGAGCCUGCAGUCAAUGGACCAAGAGCUACCAAGAACAGACAGUAGUAUUAGCAACAGGGUCCAAUUAGCCAGAGAAGUCCACAUUGAAAAACUACUCAAGAAAAAUAAAGAGCAAGCAGAACCAUUGAGGUCAAUGAUAGAAAUUAUCACCAAGUACUUCCUUGAAAAGGCGUUAUGUUCGUCUGGCAAGACUGAGGUAGUCCCCAUCCAUGGACUGCAGAAUUCUUCCCCAAGUUCAUUCUCAAUGAAGUCAAGGGAUACCACUUCCCAUACUGGAAAAGAUUCUGACAGUACAACUGAAAGAGUUCAUCAAAGAGUUAACAACAACAGUAGCAACACUGGUCACAAAAACAAAAGGAAAAAGAAGAAUUCUACUAUUGAGUCAUCAAGUAAGUCAUCUGCCCUUGAAACUACUGACUUGGAUUAUGGAGCUGGCUUACCACAGGAGGAUUUAGGUGGCACUUAUGGACUCAAUCGAGGAUCUACUCCUGUCAUUACAAUGAAAGAACGACCCACUGUGAAGGAACCUGAGAAGUACCUUGAAUCAAAUGAAGAAAGGCUGAGUGCGAAACAUCAGAGAAAUGGUGGCAACGAAAGGAUUGAUACUAGGAAUGAUACCUUGCCAAAAAGGAAUGUCUUGCAGCCAGGUAGUAGCACCCGUUCUCGUGGAUUAGGAGGUCCUAUUACAAGCAGUCUAGAUAGUCUGAGCAGAAAGAAACCAACCAACAAGUGUACACCAACCAGAACGAGCCUCACAGCCUCCUCCUUUGACCCUGGUCUUGAAGAAAAACCCAAGUCUGAAAAAUCUUCAACAAAUCGAGAUAGGCUCAAGGAUCUAGGAUUCAAAUUUGACUCUCCACCAAAGAGUAACACAGAGGACUCGGCUAAGACAAUAACCUCAGAAACACCACAAAGAAGACCAGAGUCUCGAACCAGGAGGUCAGUGACAGAUGUGGAUGCCGUGAUUGGGGAAGACUUCAGAGAUAGGGCUGAUUCUUCGCCAGAGCAGAAUCAGGUAGACUUAAGAAAAAGCAGAGGAACCUCAGCAAAGAGGAAACAAAAUGAAAAGGGGAAAGUGACAUAUGCUAAGCAGACUCUUGGUGAUGUUGAGCUUGGUGACAUUGAUGACUUGGAUGAUGAUCUUAGCAAUUUACAACUGAAGCCAACCACAAGGAAGGUGUUGAAUGCAGUUGAUGGAAGACCAAUCACACAAGAGCAGGCCAUUGAAUUGAAGAAUGUUGUCUUUGGCUCGCCUUCUGGUGCAUUCAAUAAUGAAUGGAGAAUGCAGGGACUUGGAUUCAGUGAUAUUAAUAAAAUGAAAUUUGGCAUCAUUCAACAUAAGGGAGGUCCGUGUGGUAUUCUAGCUUCUAUUCAGGCAUGUUUCUUACAACAUUUGCUCUAUGGGGAAAACAAAACCUCCACAGUAUCAAGUCUUCAGCCAACAAGCCAAGUUUGUAGUGAGUGCCUGACCCAAGCUAUCUGUGACAUUGUGUGGAGAGCAGGAGAAAAGAGACAAGCAGUGAUAGCUCUGCCAUCGACGCGAGCUCAGUUUACCCCAUCAGGACGAUAUAAACCAGAUGGUUUGACAGAAAAGCUGGUACUCAAUCAUUUUAAGAAGAAAGAGGACUUGUUGGAGUUUGUGUCAGGACAUGCUGGGGUGUUUGAGUCCAGAGCAUCCAGUGGUUGCAUCCUGGUGUUAUACUCUGCAAUACAAUCAAGAACAGUGGACAAAGUGAUAGAGGACAUGGACGAACCUACCAACAGACUAAUGGGAGCACAUGGCUAUUGCACACAGGACAUGGUCAACCUCCUUCUUACUGGCCGGGCAGUCUCCAAUGUCUUCAAUGAUAAAAUGGAGCUGGACUCUGGGAACAAGGAUAAAUUGAUUCUGAGGGGUAUUGGUAGUCGAAGUGAUAUUGGGCUGCUGUCGCUCUUUGAACAUUAUGGGUCCUGCAAGGUUGGAAGUAACUACAAGACACCUCGCUAUCCCAUUUGGGUCAUCUGCAGUGAAAGUCAUUUUAGCGUCUUGUUCUGUUUGAAGAAAGAACUCUUAAAUGAUUGGAAGGUUGAACGUCGUUUUGACUUGUAUUACUACGAUGGUCUUUCCAAGCAACAAGAUGAAAUAAGAUUGAGUAUUGACACAACUCAAAGUUGCCCAGAGCACCAAGAGGAGGAUUUGGUUCCACCACUGGAGCACUGCAUCCGAACCAAAUGGCCUGAUGCGGUAGUGAACUGGAAUGGUACUGAGCCCAUCUUGUAACUGGCUGCUGAGGAAAAAGGACAAAGUGGAAGCAAUGAUUAGCCUGCAGAAAGUGGCCUUGGAUUGAUGCUUGAUUCCUUAGGAGUUGUUUUCAUUGUGGCAUCCAAAAAUGCUUGUAAGGUAGUUGAACUGUGUUGAAUUGUUUAUUAGGCAUUGUGAACCCAGCUAACAAUUUGGUUUUAUAGAAUCAUCAUUAGCAGGGUGUUGGCCUAUAUCACAACUUUUCGGGUUUAAAUUUAAAGAAAAAUGACACAAAAACAUACACGUAGUUACCUACUGUUUGAAAUUUUAGAAGCAGUAACAAAGCUACAGUUUCAUAUGUCAUAUGUUUCAUAUAACAGCAGUAGGUUCACAGUUAUGAGAUUUGAUACAUUAACGUGUAACAUUUUGUCACCAAACGACAACCUGAGCAGCGUCUGAGUUUUUUUUUGUUGCAAUACGUUGCAAAGAUUCCACCUUUCAGUAGUCACGUUGACCAAACACACAGAACACAUGAUCUUGUGGUAUAUCAGGACAGAAUAUAGUGCAGAGUAUAUGGCUGAGGUAUAAUCAGACACGACGAGAGCAGGUAAGUGUAAUUGAAUUCGGAGACUCAAGCCAGUGGAAAUAAAAAAUAAGACGUUUAAAGACUGCGUUCACCACUUAUAGAUUGUACCAUUGAGGUAGGAUGAGAUAUGAAGAUUUGUAGGAUUUAGAAUAAAGUAUGGAGUCCCAGUUAUAAUUUAUUUACUCAGCAACUUCUUGAACUAUUUUAGCAUAUCUCCGGUUGUGCUAAAGAGCAGCGUUUUCGGAUGUCCCAAGGUAUAUUUCAACAGAGAGCAUAAUGUUAAAGUUUAUCAUGAACCUUAUCCGAAAAAAAUGGUAUCGUACGAGGGACACAAAAGGUUUACACAGGCCUGUCCAACACUAACAUAGACCUAUACCUCGAAGAUGGCCGCUACGCACGAGGUCUAUAUACAGCUACGUAGCCUGAUAAGGUUUUUUUUAAAAUAAGUUUGUGCCUUACACUGUAGCUUGAAUUCACGAAAACUCAUCUAAAGUGUGAGUGGACUGGUCAGUUUGAAAUGCCGAGUGUAUUAUUUAUUUGUCGUUCUUGUAUCCCAAUGAUUUUCGUUAAUGAACACUUGAUUAAAACAGAACAGAAAAAAAUCUGCGGUGUA